AUGAUUUCAGGUUUGUUGCUAGAAGUAGUUGUUGUUGGUCGCGCUGGUGGCUAUCAGUUGGACACUUCCGGUAUCGCUUCCUUGUCGCCAGAGGACGACAAUAAGCCCAAUUGUGAGGGUGAGGGUGAGGGUGAAAUCCCGCAGAGUCGGGUUGAGCGUGAGCUGAUGCGAUUUCGCUGGCUUAAAGACGACUUCUUUCGGUCUGCGCCUGUAGUCAAGGAAGAGCCCAAGGCUCCCAGGCGCCAACGUGAGUUCACGCAGGAGUGCCGUCAAUUUCACUAUAACGGGCAUUGCCCCCGAGGUGCAUCCUGCGACAAAUUCCAUUUCGUGCCAUGGGAACUGCCCGGCCGUGAAUUUAGCGAUCACCCUGUGGAUCUCUUCUUCGCCAACUUCAAAGGGUUCGAUCAUCAGCGAACCAAGCCCUUUUAUGACGAGUUCUAUCGCAUGUGCGAUCACUUCGGCUGGUCUGAUGCCGAGGCCACUGAGCCCUGGCAUAAUUUCCUCAUCGCUCUUGUACAAGAGUUCACCUACGUCUUUGGAGAGAACGAGCGCAACCUGUUGAACUGGCAGAAGAUGUUCAAAACCAUUGGCUUGCCUGAGCCAACUUCUCUCAGCGAAGCAUACACAGUUAUGCGUCCAAUCCGUGUUGACCUCAUAGACAUGCUUGAGUCCAGUCGUACUGGUGAACCAGUCCAACGUUUCGAGGCUCUGGGGGAUCUUAGCCAUUAUUCAUAUGUUCAAGACAAAAUCUUUCCCAAACCUCCUGUGUCUCCCAGACGCAAACGCAAGGGUCCCAAGCCUAAGACGUACUCAAGCGGUCUCUUGAAGAUGAUGCUUCGUGAGAUCUCUUUCAAAAACCAAUAUAAGGGGACCAGGCUCGGGGGCACCGAGCUGGGCCUGGAUGAUGGCGAUUCUGCAUCUGAAUCGCGUUAA
This is a messenger RNA of Fusarium musae, 933 nucleotides long. RefSeq lists its product as uncharacterized. Lineage: Eukaryota; Fungi; Ascomycota; Sordariomycetes; Hypocreales; Nectriaceae. Gene Ontology annotation, molecular function: metal ion binding. The transcript has 4 exons. The coding region runs from base 1 to 933 and encodes 310 amino acids. The record is from RefSeq and is a predicted model, not a curated record.